Tetrahymena thermophila SB210 is the source of this 387-nucleotide messenger RNA. RefSeq lists its product as hypothetical. The transcript has a single exon. The record is from RefSeq and is a predicted model, not a curated record. NCBI's taxonomy places the organism in Eukaryota, Ciliophora, Oligohymenophorea, Hymenostomatida, Tetrahymenidae.
AUGAAGGAAAUUAGGACAAGAGUAACUAAAAGAAUACCUAAAAAUAGCACUAUUGCAGUAAUAUAUGAUUAAUCACUAAAAUAAUUAUUUUCUUCAGAGAUUAUUUUAAAGGAAUAGCAUAGUAAAAUAAUUAUUCCAGAUAGACAUAAUAAAGCUUCUCUAUUUGUAUGUUCUUUAAACUUAAAAGGUUUAAAGUAAAGCAGCAAAAUCAAGUAAACUGAUAGAAUGAUAAUAGCCAAAAAACCUAUUGAGUUAUUAUUAGGAAAAAUUAAUGAAGUAUUAACAAUCAGCAAUAGUUUGACUAAUUAUCUCACAAAUUCCCAAUAGUAGUACGAUUAAUCAUACUCAUUAUAUAAACAACCAAAUUUAUUUAUUAUUUAUCUCUGA